CCCACCAACAAUGUUAGUAAAACUGCAAAAACGCGAUCUAUCGUGGUGUCACUGACUCCGGAAAGACAGCGGGAGACAUGGGCGAAGAAAGCGGAGUUCCUGCUCGCGGUGGUGGGGUUUGCUGUUGACCUUGGAAAUGUUUGGCGAUUCCCUUACAUCUGUUAUCAAAAUGGCGGUGGUGCUUUUCUUAUCCCAUAUUGCGUGAUGCUGUUGUUUGGUGGUCUUCCUCUAUUCUUCAUGGAGCUAGCGCUGGGGCAGUACCAUCGUUGUGGAUGUCUGACGCUGUGGAAAAGAAUAUGUCCGGCUUUAAAAGGUGUAGGCUACGCGAUAUGCAUGAUCGACAUCUACAUGGGUAUGUAUUACAACACCAUCAUCGGCUGGGCGGUAUAUUAUCUGAUAGCGUCGCUGGCAUCAAUCAACUCCGUACUACCCUGGACCAGCUGUGACAAUGAGUGGAACACGCCUCUUUGCAUGCCCGUCACCUCGCCACAGAUCAACCCCAAUUCUUCAACACCUGCUAAGGAAUUCUUUGAGCGCAACGUCCUGGAACAACAAAGAUCAAACGGGCUGGAUGAUAUGGGACCUAUUAAGCCAUCUCUAGCGCUUUGUGUCUUUGGGGUCUUCGUUUUGGUAUACUUCUCGCUGUGGAAAGGCGUCAGAAGCGCUGGAAAGGUGGUAUGGGUUACGGCGUUAGCACCGUAUGUGGUCCUGCUGAUUCUACUCGCAAGGGGAGUAACUCUACCAGGUGCAACUGAAGGCAUCCGCUACUACCUUACACCAGAAUGGCACAAGUUACAGAACUCAAAGGUAUGGAUUGAUGCGGCUUCCCAAAUCUUCUUCUCUUUGGGCCCAGGCUUCGGGACGCUGCUAGCAUUGUCAAGCUACAACAAAUUUAACAACAAUUGCUACCGCGACGCGCUUAUUACAUCCUCCAUCAACUGUCUUACUAGUUUCCUGGCUGGCUUCGUCAUCUUCUCUGUUCUAGGUUACAUGGCGCACGUGCAAAACAAGAGCAUCGAAGAAGUAGGUCUAGAGGGCCCAGGUUUGGUAUUCAUCGUGUACCCUGAAGCCAUCGCCACUAUGACCGGUUCCGUGUUCUGGGCCAUCAUCUUUUUCCUCAUGCUGAUCACCCUGGGACUUGACAGCACUUUCGGUGGCUUAGAAGCAGUGACGACCGCCCUGUGUGAUGAGUACCCUCGAGUACUCGGCCGGCACCGGGAGAUAUUUGUAGCGUUUCUAUUGCUCUUUAUAUACAUCUGUGCUCUACCAACCACCACAUAUGGCGGCGUGUAUUUAGUUGACCUUCUAAACGUCUACGGCCCGGGGCUGGCGAUCCUGUUCGUGGUGUUCGCGGAGGCGGCCGGUGUGUGCUGGGUGUACGGCGUCGGACGCUUCUCCGAGGAUGUGCAGAGCAUGCUCGGACACAAGCCUGGAUGGUUUUGGCGGGCAUGUUGGUCUUACAUUAGUCCCGUAUUCCUGCUGGUGCUGUUCGUGUUCUCGGUGCUAGCCCACGAGGAGAUGCUCGGAGGGGAAUACGUGUUCCCGCGCUGGUCCAUCCGCGUGGGCUGGCUUAUGACUGGCACUACCGUCUCUUGCAUACCGCUUUACUUCAUUUACAAGCUGCUGAUCACUCCUGGCACUUGUAUCAAUCGACUCAAGACUAUCAUACGCCCGGUGGAAACUUCCAUACCACCAGCCGACCACGCGCUUUGCAGUCUGUGACCUGACCGCCUCACCACUCAAAGCUACCCACUACAAACGAAACCACC
Molecule: messenger RNA, 1769 nt
Organism: Nymphalis io (European peacock)
Lineage: Eukaryota; Metazoa; Arthropoda; Insecta; Lepidoptera; Nymphalidae
Gene: Sert
Product: sodium-dependent serotonin transporter
Exons: 12
Biological process (GO): sodium ion transmembrane transport; serotonin uptake
Cellular component (GO): membrane; neuron projection
Molecular function (GO): serotonin binding; serotonin:sodium:chloride symporter activity
Source: RefSeq, a predicted model, not a curated record